AUGAGAAAGUCCACUGUGAUCAUCGGUGCCCUCCUGGCGACCAUCUUCCUGGCCAGCCUUCCCUUUGGCCAGGCUGUGACCUGUGCGGAUGAUCCCGCCGAUGCGGCCUGUAUCGACUGCACGGAUACUGCGAAUGCAUCCAAUGCCGAAUGUGCCGCCACCACGGCGGCUCCUGCAGCCGAAGAAACCACAGCUGCCGCUGGUGCCGAGGCAACCACUGCUGCCAGUGCAGCGGGUGACACCACAGCUGCCGCCGGAACAGAUACCACUACGGCCUCAUCCGGAUCGAAAGGUGUAAAGAAGACGAGGAGAAAGAGGAAGAUCGUCCGCAAGAAGCCAAGGGUGAUCACGAGGAGGAGGCGCAACAGGAACAGGAGCAGGAACAACAGGAGGAGAAGCACUUCGGGUUAA
Drosophila serrata is the source of this 411-nucleotide messenger RNA. RefSeq lists its product as uncharacterized. NCBI's taxonomy places the organism in Eukaryota, Metazoa, Arthropoda, Insecta, Diptera, Drosophilidae. The record is from RefSeq and is a predicted model, not a curated record.